Messenger RNA from Sphenostylis stenocarpa, 351 nucleotides. Lineage: Eukaryota; Viridiplantae; Streptophyta; Magnoliopsida; Fabales; Fabaceae. The record is from the annotation of a GenBank genome assembly.
AUGGCAGAAGAAGGGCAAGUGAUCGGUAUCCACAGUGAGGAUGCGUGGAAGGAACAUCUGAAGAAGGGAGAAGAAUCUAAAAAACUGGUUGUGGUGGAUUUCACGGCUUCUUGGUGUGGCCCAUGUCGUUUCAUUGCCCCAUUUGUAGAAGAGCUUGCUAAAAGCCUGACCAAUGUCAUCUUCCUCAAGGUGGAUGUGGAUGAAUUGAAGAAUGUUUGCAGUGAAUACGAAAUUGAGGCUAUGCCAACCUUCCUGUUCUUAAAGGAAGGCAAGGUGGUGGACAAGUUUGUGGGUGCUAAGAAAGAUGAACUGCAACUGAAAAUAAGCACACAUGCAACCUCUGCUGCUUGA